AUGGCUACGGGGUUCACGGCCCGCCUGCUCGGCUGCGUGGUGGCACUGCUGCUGCUGUGUCCCGGCGCACGCGUGCAUACCGUACUUACCGACGGCGAAAUUGAAGAGUUUCUCGUGGGCUUUCUGUCGGAGCCACAGCAGAAGCCCGGGCAGGAGGACAAACAGCCGCCCAUCCAGGACACGCGUGAUGUUCUGGCGCGAGGCAGGGAGGCACGGCCCGAGGCGGCAGCCAAGGUGCCUUUGGAAAAAGCAGAAGACAAAGGAAGGAAAGGGAAGAAGGACAAAAGUGUCAAACCAACCAAGCUACCCUUAAAUGGGUCCCCCAGACCACCCAAAAAGCACAAGAAGAAGCCACCCAGGAAGCCCAAGGAGAAGCCACCAAAGGCCACCAAGAAGCCCAAGGAGAAGCCUCCCAGGGCCACCAAGAAGCCCAAGGAGAAACCACCCAAGGCCACUAAGAGGCCCAUAGCUGGGAAGAAGUUCACUGCCCCAGCCCCCUUCGAGAACUUGGAGUGGCCACCGACCCUGCCAUCCAAUCUUGGCUCUACAGAGCUUCCCCAGGAGGGAGGUGGGACCUUGCCAACCCCCUGGCGGGGUCCAGGAAGAAAGGAGCACCAACCAGAGCCAGAGGAGGAGCUGCCCACUCUGGACUACAAUGACCAGCUAGAGCGAGAGGACUAUGAGGACUUUGAGUACAUCCAGCGCCAGAAGAAGCCCAGACUUCCCCCAAGCAGGAGGAGGCCCGAGAGGCCUGGCCCUGAAGAAACACCUGUGCCCCCUCGCCUGGUGGUUGAGGGCCCAGAAAGGGCUGAGCAGCCUCUGCAGCCCUCACCACCCUUGCCCGGCUCCGACUAUGGCGAUGGCUACACAAUUCCUGACUAUGAUGAUAUGGAUUACUACUUCCGGCAUCCUCAGCCUCUGAAGCCAGAUGCUGAGGUGGACACAGAUGAAGAGGAGACAUUGAAGAAACCUAAAAAGGACAGCAACAGCCCCAAGGAGGAGACAGACAAGUGGGCUGUGGAGAAGGGUACGGAUCACAAAGGACCCUGGAAAAGCAAAGAGGAGGAGUGGGCUUCAGUGGAGAAAAUCAAAUGCCCUCCCAUUGGAAUGGAGUCUCACCGCAUUGAGGACAACCAGAUCCGUGCCUCCUCCAUGCUGCGGCAUGGCCUGGGGGCCCAGCGCGGCCGGCUCAAUAUGCAGGCAGGACCCAAUGAAGAGGACUAUUACGAUGGGGCAUGGUGUGCUGAGGAUGACGCUCGGACACAGUGGAUUGAGGUGGACACCAGAAGGAUCACAAGGUUCACUGGUGUGAUCAUCCAAGGCCGUGAUUCCAGCAUCCAUGACGACUUUGUGACUACUUUCUUUGUGGGAUUCAGCAAUGACAGCCAGGCAUGGACGAUGUACAGCAAUGGUUAUGAAGAAAUGAUCUUCCACGGGAAUGUGGACAAGGAUACGCCGGUGCUCAGUGAGUUUCCAGAGCCAGUGGUGGCUCGAUUCAUCAGAGUCUAUCCACUCACCUGGAACGGCAGCCUCUGCAUGCGCUUGGAGGUGCUGGGUUGUCCCCUGGCCUCUGUCUAUAGCUACUAUGCACAGAAUGAAGUGGUGGCCACAGACAACUUGGACUUCCGCCAUCAUAGCUACAAGGACAUGCGCCAGCUGAUGAAGGUGGUCAAUGAGGAGUGCCCAACCAUCACCCGAACCUACAGCCUUGGCAAGAGCUCACGGGGCCUGAAGAUCUAUGCCAUGGAGGUCUCGGACAACCCCGGGGAGCAUGAACUGGGGGAGCCCGAGUUCCGCUACACAGCUGGCAUCCAUGGCAAUGAGGUACUGGGCCGGGAGCUGCUGCUGCUGCUGAUGCAGUACCUAUGUCAGGAGUACCGGGACGGGAACCCCCGAGUCCGCAGCCUGGUGCAUGAUACGCGUAUCCACCUAGUCCCCUCGCUGAACCCUGAUGGUUAUGAAGUGGCCGCACAGAUGGGCUCAGAAUUUGGGAAUUGGGCUCUGGGGCUCUGGACUGAGGAAGGCUUUGACAUCUUUGAGGAUUUUCCUGACCUCAACUCUGUGCUUUGGAGUGCUGAAGAGAAGAAAUGGGUCCCCUACCGGGUCCCCAACAACAACCUGCCCAUUCCUGAGCGGUACCUCUCCCCAGAUGCCACGGUAUCUACGGAGGUCCGAGCCAUUAUUGCCUGGAUGGAGAAGAACCCCUUUGUUUUGGGGGCAAACCUGAAUGGGGGCGAACGACUUGUUUCCUACCCUUAUGACAUGGCUCGCACGCCAAAUCAGGAGCAGCUGCUGGCUGCAGCCAUGGCUGCUGCCCGGGGCGAAGAUGAAGACGAGGCAUCCGAGGCCCAGGAGACCCCAGACCACGCCAUCUUCCGCUGGCUGGCUAUCUCUUUUGCAUCCACUCACCUCACGAUGACUGAGCCCUACAGGGGAGGGUGCCAGGCACAGGACUACACCAGUGGCAGGGGAAUCGUCAAUGGGGCCAAGUGGAACCCCCGAUCGGGGACUAUCAAUGACUUCAGUUACCUGCACACCAACUGCCUGGAGCUCUCCAUCUAUCUGGGCUGUGAUAAGUUCCCACACGAGAGCGAGCUUCCCCGGGAGUGGGAGAACAACAAGGAAGCCCUGCUCACCUUCAUGGAACAGGUUCACCGAGGCAUUAAAGGGGUGGUGACAGACCAACAGGGACUCCCCAUUGCCAAUGCUACCAUCUCCGUGAGUGGCAUCAACCAUGGUGUGAAGACAGCACACGGGGGGGAUUACUGGCGCAUCCUGAACCCUGGCGAGUACCGUGUGACAGCCCAUGCAGAGGGCUACACGCCAAGUGCCAAGACCUGCAACGUGGACUAUGAUAUCGGGGCCACUCAGUGCAACUUUGUGCUUUCCCGCUCCAACUGGAAGCGCAUCCGCGAGAUCAUGGCCAUGAAUAGGAACCGGCCCAUGACUCCACGCCAGCGGCUUUUGCAGCGCCGUCGCCUGCAGUACCACCUGAGAAUGCGUGAGCAGAUGCGUCUCCGGCGCCUCAACACCACGGCAGGCCCACCACCUUCACCUAGCCCAUCCUCCACGCCAACCCCCAGCUCGACUCUGGAGCCUUGGAACCCCCCAGCCUUGACCACUGCCAGCUGGGAGGACCUGGAAACAGAGACCUACACAGAGGUGGUGACAGAAUUCGAGACAGCAGACUUCACACUCGAGGAAGAGCUGACCACGGGCUCAAAGCUUUCCCUUACAACAGCUGAGAGCUAUACUGUGAACUUUGGGGACUUCUGA
This is a messenger RNA of Elephantulus edwardii (Cape elephant shrew), 3276 nucleotides long. RefSeq names its product AE binding protein 1 (gene AEBP1). Gene Ontology annotation, molecular function: DNA-binding transcription repressor activity, RNA polymerase II-specific; zinc ion binding; RNA polymerase II transcription regulatory region sequence-specific DNA binding. The transcript is spliced from 21 exons. Bases 1 to 3276 code for a protein of 1091 amino acids. Gene Ontology annotation, biological process: proteolysis; negative regulation of transcription by RNA polymerase II. The record is from RefSeq and is a predicted model, not a curated record. Lineage: Eukaryota; Metazoa; Chordata; Mammalia; Macroscelidea; Macroscelididae.